AUGUCGGGUUAUGCCAAGUUUAUGAAGGAUCUUGUCACAAAGAUGAGAACGGUAAGCUUUGAACCGGCUAACAAUUUGCAUCAUUAUAGUACAAUUGCCACUCACUUCCUUGUGCAAAAGAGAGAAGACCCAGGUGCAUUCACUAUACCUUGUACCAUUGGGGUAUUUAAUUUAGCAAAAGCGUUGUGCGACAUGGGUGCUAGAAUUAACUUGAUGCCACUCAUGAUAUUCCGAAAAUUAGGCUUGGGAGUCCCCAAAUCAAUGUCAAUACAGCUCUUGAUGGUAGUUCAUACUGCGAAGAAGCCCGUGGGCAUUAUUUAUGAUGUCCUAGUGAAGAUUGAAUCAUUUAUAUUCCCUGAUGACUUCAUGAUUCUUGACUGCGAAGUAGACUUUGAUGUUCCUAUCAUUCUGGGUAGACAAUUCUUGGCAAUAAGACAUGCUUUGGUAGAUAUGGAAACUGGCAAACUAAAAUUUUGA
This is a messenger RNA of Solanum dulcamara, 477 nucleotides long. RefSeq lists its product as uncharacterized. Bases 1 to 477 code for a protein of 158 amino acids. The transcript has a single exon. The record is from RefSeq and is a predicted model, not a curated record. NCBI's taxonomy places the organism in Eukaryota, Viridiplantae, Streptophyta, Magnoliopsida, Solanales, Solanaceae.